This is a messenger RNA of Striga asiatica, 732 nucleotides long. The record is from the annotation of a GenBank genome assembly. Lineage: Eukaryota; Viridiplantae; Streptophyta; Magnoliopsida; Lamiales; Orobanchaceae.
AUGGCCUCAAGAGAACCCUCUUCCCGCAAGAAGACAGGCUGCAGUCCGUCCCAAAAACACCAAAAUUCUCUUCCAAACGCGCCCGCGACGAGGGCGAGAAGAAGGAGAAUACCGUGGAGGCGGCGAAUCCACGAGGACGAGGUGACCCUGCUGAAAGGAAUGAUCGCGUUCAGGGACGCCAUGGGCCGGGACCCGAGCGCCGACCUGACGGCCGUUCACGAUUCCAUCGAGGGGAAGCUGAAGGUCGUGUUCUCGAGGGAGCAGCUGAGGAGAAAGGUCAAUAGGUUGAAGACGAGAUACUUGAAUGCCCUCAAGAAGGCCAAAAAUGGCGAGGAUCCAGUCUUCUCGAAUCUCCACGAGGACAUGCUGUUUGAGCUCUCAAAAAAAAUAUGGUUCUCCUCUGGAAGGAACAUCAUUGAAACGGCCAAAAUUUGGUUGAAAGGUUUCAACAAAAGGACUUUGGCGGCUGCAGACCACUUGUUUGAGGAGGGGGAAAUGGAGGAUGAAAAUCAGAAGGCUUGGAAGAAACUGAAGAUUGAGGAGACUGAGGUGUUUUUGACGCAUUCAAAGACUAUUAGCAGCGCCUCUGACUCUUUUACUGGUGGCUUCUUCCCUCAUGGAACAACACUGUUGCUGAACUUACCUCUUAGGCAAUCUUUAGAUUGGGACUAUUUGAAACCAUUCCUUUCUUCUUCCCAGACUGGGAUGGCUAUAGAUGUAGGAUUGGUGUAA